Molecule: messenger RNA, 2754 nt
Organism: Owenia fusiformis
Lineage: Eukaryota; Metazoa; Annelida; Polychaeta; Sabellida; Oweniidae
Source: the annotation of a GenBank genome assembly
GCGGAAGUAGCGUGCGGAUUUCUUAGACUUUUCUACAGAUUCGUCGAUACAUAUUCAUUUACACUCACGAUGAAAGCUAGGAAAUCACGAGGGGAGAAAUUGGCCAGAUUUCGCCAAAGUGUUGAGCAAUUGUCUACCAAUACAGAGGAGGAUCCGCGAUUUCAAGAUGCCUCAGUCAAUAAAAAGUCCAGAAAAGAUCAGCGAAAAGAAGAUCGUAAAAUGAAAAAAGCUCGGAAAAAUGCAUUCAUGCAUAGAGAACCAAUGCCAGUUUUACACAAUGAUAAAAUUAUCUCCCCAAUUGAGCUUGAAAAAAUCAAUGAGAAAAAGCGAGAAAAGCGCAAAAAGGAGCGCACUCGACAGAAAGCCAAAAAAAUUCGACAGAAGGAAUCCGAAGCAAGAGAAGCUGAAGAGCUGAAAAAACAAGGGCUGAUUGAAGCCAAUAAACAAGAAGAUAAGGUGAUUAAACAGUUAGAAAAACAAAUGAAGUUAAAUAAAAGAAAGGGAAAAGGUCUACCAGCUUCCUUUAUAGAUGAUGGACUUGAUUUCAUCUUAGAUGCCUGUGACUCAGAAAAACUGACAGCUAUGUUAGAUGCAGAUGAUAUAGAUAGUGAUCUGGAUGUUGACCUUGAAAAUAAACUCCAGGAAUCAGAGGGUGAGUCAGAUGAUGAUAGGAAUGAAAGUGAUGACAAUGAAAGUGAUAAUAAUGAAAGUGAAAGUAAUGAAGAUGCAAGAAGUGAUAAUGAUGAAAGUGAAAGUAAUGCCAAUUCAGAUGAAAAUGAUGAAAGUGAAAAAGACAAUGAUUCUGAGGAAAACAUGAGUGAAAAUGAUUCAUCAGACAAUGACCCAGAAAAUGACACAAGUCAAACUAUUCCUAACAAGAAGCCAACAAAAACUAAAGCAUCUGUGAUGAAGGAGGACAUUUAUGGUCGAUUACGGGAUGUGGACGGCAAUCUUGUCACAGGGUCUACUACAAUAGCUGGAAGUUAUGUUCCCCCAGGAAAACGUCUCAAGUUGGAGGCUGACAACAACCAAGCAACAAACAUUAGACUCAAGAAGCAACUUAAAGGUCUUGUCAACAGAUUGAGUGAAGCUAACAUGCAGGGUAUUGGUGGCCAAAUUGAGGGCCUCUAUAGAGCCAACAGUAGGGCAUCUAUAAAUGAAACAUUGUUGGAGAUUGUACUUGAUGCCUGUAUUGGCCCCAGUCUGACCCCAGAGAGGCUUGCCAUGGAAAUGUGUAUGCUUGUAGCCUACCUUCACAUUACAGUUGGAAAUGAGCUUGCUGCUCUACUGCUCCAAAGUCUUGUGAAACAACUAGAUGAGCAAUUCCUAAAAUCAGAUGCCCAGAUAUCCCCAACAAAGGAGGUACAUAACAUGGUCAUCCUCCUGUGCCAUAUGUACAGCUUUGGACUUGUGGGCAAUGUCCUUGUGUAUGACCUCAUAAGAACCCUAACUGAGAGAUUCAACGAGAUAGACAUUGAAUUGGUACUACUGGUGAUGAAACAUGUUGGCUUUACCCUAAGGAAGGACGAUGCCAUGGCGUUGAAGGAGGUCAUGUUAAAGAUCCAAGUCAAAGUGAGCGAGGUGAAUCGGGAUGAUUUUCAGGAUAGAUCUAGAGUUGGUUUCAUGUUGGAGACCCUCCAAGCAAUUAAAAAUAACAACAUGAGAAAAAUCCCUAAUUAUGAUCCAAGCCAUAUGGAGCAUUUACGCAAGUUACUUCGCAAUUAUACUAAGGGGUCUUCGAGUAAUCCCUUGAGGAUUUCACUUGAAGAUCUUCGCAGUGCAGAAAACAAGGGCAAGUGGUGGGUUGUGGGGUCUGCCUGGGAGGGACGAGCUCAUGAUACAUCAACUGAAACUUCAGUGACACCUAUUGGUAGUCAAAUGAGCGAUAACAUACAAGAGUUGGCGCGGAAACUGCGCAUGAAUACAGAUGUGCGCAAAGGUAUCUUCUCUAUUAUAAUGACAAGUGAGGAUUACAUUGAUGCCUUCGAGAAGUUGUUACGUCUUGGACUGAAACAGCAACAGGAAAGUGAAAUAAUUCACGUCAUUGUAGAAUGUUGUUGUCAGGAAAAAAAAUACAAUCCAUACUAUGGGUACCUCUUGCAGAAAUUGUGCGAGUAUGACCGCAGAUUUAUGAUGACUUUUCAGUUCCAUAUGUGGGAUCGAUUUCAGACAAUAUCGGGCAUGUCUGAACAGAACCUUCACAAUUUGUCCACCAUUUUGACUCAUCUCCUAGCAACCAAAGCUGUGUCACUUUCUAUCUUUAAAGAGGUCGAAUUCGGUGAACUUCAGAAAGCCAUGGUGAAGUUCAUAAAGAUGGUCUGUACUAGCCUCCUUUUGAAUUAUGACAAUGACGUCAUAGAAUACACGUUCAAAAGAAUAGCCUCGCAACCUAAUUUGCAUAUGUUACGAGAGGGCUUGAGACUAUUUAUCAGACAUUUUCUUGUGAAAAGCAAAGCUUUGGCAGAGCAAAGAGCAGAUCUUGAAUCUAAAGUUAAAGUAUUAGAGAAAGCAUUAUCGUCUGCUGAAGUCAAAAUGAGGUUGUGAACACACAUGUGAAAUGUGUCAUGUAUUUGUUAAAUAGGUAUAUGAUCCAGAAUAAACCAAAAUGAUUUUUCUAAUACAUAUAAUCUUGCAUUGUAAUACACAUAGCUUGUGCCAUUAAAAGGAAAGUUAUAAAUCUUCUAUUGAUCUCUAACAGUACUGUAUGGUUUUGCUCUGCUUUAUAAUGUCUACCACCAAAAAGUGGUGACAUAU